UGUAGUUUACCUCAGCAGAUAGGCAACGGUCCAUAUAGAAUUCUUCGAUGGUACUAUAAUGCAGCCCGAAUGAGAUGUGAAUUGUUCUACUGGUCCGGUUGUUGCGCAAAUGCAAAUAAUUUUCCUAGCAUUCACAGUUGUCAACGAUCAUGCGAAGGUUUUUACAAUGCUGUUCUUGCAAAACAUCUAGUAAAAGUCGUGGGAUAUCUUCACUAUAAGUCCGCACAAAGAAAUAAAUUAAUUGCAGUGGAUCCAUGCCAGCAAAAUUUAGAGCAAGGUUAUGGUGACGUGUCGAUACGUCGGUAUUAUUUUAACAAAUCCACCAAAACGUGUGAACAGUUUAAUUAUCAUGGUAAUAGCGGAAACCGAAACAAUUUUCAAUCUUUACAAGAAUGUCAGCAGCAGUGUCCAGAGAAACCAAAUCCAUGUGCUUUUGGUAGUUCCAUACCUGCAGUGCCUUGUUAUGGUGGAAAUACUUGUACUGUCAAUCAAUUCUGUCAUAUUGGACAGUUCCAAGAAACUACCGUAUGCUGCAACCGAUCACCAAAUGGAAAUCAGUGUGGUCAGGUACUGGUUCCAGGCUUAGGUAAUGCACAUCUACAACGUUGGUACUUCAAUAUAACUUCACAAUACUGCCAACCAUUCAUCUAUAAAGGCUUACAAGGCAACGAAAAUAAUUUCUUAAGCCCAUCUGAAUGUCAGUCAACUUGUUUUGUGAAUCCGUGCGCUCUUGGAGAGCCCUACCGAAGUCAAAAUGACAUCGUGCAUUGUUCUUCGAAAAGCUCAACAAGUUGUCCUUCAGGAUACUUCUGUCAUUUUGGUGCUAUGCUGCAAACAACUGUUUGUUGCCCAAAACUUGGCAAUGCUUGCGAACAACCGGUAGAUCGUGGAGAAGGAAGUUACCAGCUGCAGCGUUGGUACUGGAAUGGUGCAAGUCAACGCUGCAUUCAUUUCGUUUAUGGAGGAUUGAAAGGAACUCAGAAUAACUUUCUAAGCGAAGAAAGUUGCGAGAAAGCUUGCUAUGUAUCCAAGAAUCCGUGUGCACUAGGUGCACCACAGCAAACGUCAAACAAACGUCCACUGAGUUGCAGCUCAAGCUAUAAUAUCUGUGGUCCAACUUAUUGGUGUCACAUUGGUGCAGAACCCGAAACCACGGUGUGUUGCCCAGGAAGAGGUCACAACUUUUUCAUUUUGCGAAAUUAUUGCACAGUUGGUGUAAUCGUUAGCUAUAUUCAUGUUUUCAAAUUACAUUUUAGUAAAAUUAAGUUAUUUUAUAUUACAGUGGAAGGUUCAGCUAUUUGCCAACUACCGUUAUCAGUUGGUUUUGGCAAUGCUAACUUGCAGCGAUGGUAUUUCAAUCCAUCCACUCAAACCUGCAUACCAUUUAGUUAUGGUGGAAUGUUCGGUAAUCAAAAUAACUUUCUUACGUACCAAGGAUGCAAAAAAGUCUGUCCAGGGUUUGUAAAUCCUUGUGUAUCCGGGGAUCCAGAAGUGGAUGAGCACGGAAAUAUAAUGACGUGUAGCAUUUCAUUCAAUUCAUGUAGUCCAGCAUUUUGGUGUCACAUUGGGGCUGAUUCGAAGACAACAGUUUUACUGGACAUAUGUGAGUUGCCAGUUUCAAUCGGAGAAGGAUCGGCAAAUCUUCAACGAUGGUACUUUAAUACCGUAACUCAGAAAUGCAAUCAGUUCAACUAUGGUGGUUUACGGGGCAAUCAGAACAACUUCAUCACAGAACACCAGUGUGAACAAACUUGUCCUGUAUUCGUAAAUCCCUGUGCAACAGGAAGUCCUCAAAUGGGAGUGAACAAUCGUCCUCAAAUGUGUAAUUCCCAGAGCGAAUGCAACGUUGAUUUCUGGUGCCACAUUGGCAGUGGACCAGAAUCAAACGUUUGCUGUCCUGGCAAAGUAAGUGGCUAUGCAAUUUGCUCGCAACCGAUGGUAUCGGGAACUGGAUCUGCAAGUUUAAAAAGAUGGUAUUACGAUGUAAACAGUCGACAAUGCUUACCGUUCAUUUAUCACGGUUUGAAAGGUAACCAGAACAAUUUCCUAAGCCAACAACAGUGCCAGCUUGCUUGUCCAGCAUACGUAAAUGUCUGUCCAGAAGGUGAUCCCUUGAUUAAUUCAAUAACUAAUCAGCCACAAAGUUGCACUUUCGAGGAGAUGAACUGUGGACCCAAUUAUUGGUGCCAUCUAGGUUUGGUACCAAGCGAAUAUCAAUGCUGUCCCGGAAAAGAAACUAAACUUGAAGUAUGUCAAUUGCCAAAAUCAUUAGGUGUUCUUGGAGCUGCUGAACCACCAGCGACUAGAUGGUACUACGAACCAGCCACGAUGGCGUGUAAGACAUUUCAGUACAAUGGUAGAAAAGGAAACCAAAAUAACUUUCUUACCAAAGCUGAUUGCGAAGCAACUUGCCCAGUUUUUAUUAAUCCAUGUAAUCGGCCGAUUGCAUUACCGGCGCAAUCUUGUUCUCCUUCUCAGGAGUGUACAUCUGGUAGUUAUUGUCAUUAUGGAUUGACACCUGAAACAACGAUUUGUUGUCCAUUAGGAAACCGUUGUGAACUACCAAAGGUAGUUGGUACUGGAAAUGGAUCAUUGCAACGAUGGUUUUACAAUCCGCAGAAAGGAAUAUGUGAAAUAUUCAUUUACCGAGGCUUGCAUGGCAAUGCUAAUAAUUACUUAAGCAAAGAAAGCUGUGAAAUGGCUUGCCAAAUAAAUCCUUGCGCUAAUGGUAGGGAAGAUUCACCCUUUACUUAUGUCACCACACAAAUGCAUAGUUGUCCAAGUGGCUAUUGGUGCAAUCCUGGUGUUAGCCCCUUGACUACUGUUUGUUGUCCAGGAGCUGUCAGUGACCCUUGUAAUUUACCCGUAAUCACAGGUGAAGGCACUGAUCAAUUAGAACGUUAUUAUUAUGAUAGAAUAAGUCAAACGUGUAAAAUGUUCACUUACGGCGGCAUGAAAGGGAACCAAAAUAAUUUUUUGUCUAAGGAAGCUUGCCAAUUACGGUGUCAUCCAUUGGAUAAUCCAUGCAUUGGGCAACCAGCAAGCACGGCUACUGGGCAGGUGCUAUUUUGUUCAUCAACUAACAAAGAAAUGUGUCCUGUAAAUUUCUGGUGUCAUAUUGGUGCUACUCCACAAACAACUGUUUGCUGUCCUGGAGCAACAAAUCCUUGUUCGGUACCACUUUCACCAGGUACUGGCAAUGCGGGUUUAUCUCGAUGGUACUAUAAUCCAGAUGAUCGGGAAUGCUUGCCAUUUCAAUACAACGGAAAACGAGGAAACCAAAAUAAUUUCGAAUCUCAGGCAGAUUGUGCGAGGACCUGUCCAGAGCAGUUAUGCUUAUUAUCCAUAGACAGAGGAGCUUGUAAUGGUCACGAAACACGUUACGCAUUCGAUCGGCAGCAAAAUCAAUGCAUAUCAUUCGACUACACAAGUUGCGGUGGUAAUCUCAACAAUUUUCAUUCAUUGACAGAUUGCAUAUCAACAUGUGGACAGAUUGGAUUCUGA
This is a messenger RNA of Thelazia callipaeda (thelaziosis nematode), 3504 nucleotides long. Lineage: Eukaryota; Metazoa; Nematoda; Chromadorea; Rhabditida; Thelaziidae. The record is from the annotation of a GenBank genome assembly.